Molecule: messenger RNA, 2019 nt
Organism: Esox lucius (northern pike)
Lineage: Eukaryota; Metazoa; Chordata; Actinopteri; Esociformes; Esocidae
Gene: stambpl1
Product: STAM binding protein-like 1
Exons: 11
Coding region: 521-1837 (438 amino acids)
Biological process (GO): protein K63-linked deubiquitination
Cellular component (GO): endosome; membrane
Molecular function (GO): K63-linked deubiquitinase activity; metal-dependent deubiquitinase activity; protein binding
Source: RefSeq, a predicted model, not a curated record
GCAAUGUGUCAAGCGCAGCUAUGUUGUGCGCCAUGCAAAAUUCCCUAAAUUACAGGAUGCAAAUGGAGCUGGGUGUCGCAGCUGUAGGGCAUUUUCUCUUUUGUCCAGUAGUGUGCUGGAGUGGAUUCUCCUCUACCCCAUCACCCCUUUGUGUAGGACACUUCGCCUCAUAUACCACCGUUGCUGCUAUCGCCAACACCACAGCGCCGAAUGGGACUGGAUAGCAAUUUGUCUCACCUUAUGACUAUGACAUUGGCUCUGAAAGACAGCUUUCAGCCAUUUUAUCGCUUGUGAACUUUCGCUAUUUCUAAUCCUUUUAAAUUCAAUAAUCACUUCAUGAAGUAGGUAUGUAGGCUACAAACGCUAAGUCCGCGAGGUUUCGAUCAUACCAACUGGCUUGUACCAACGUAGUUUCCUGUUUUCGCACUGAAUUCUAGCAUGUGCCACAUGUGACGACAGGAGUAUGGGAUAAGCUUAGACGCGGGUCAAUAAACUGUGGGCUUUCAUUCUGGGGGAUGACAUGGACACUUUGAGAAGAUUGGAGCCUGUGAGCCUGCAGUCUAAAGACGCCAUGGAGCAAGGCUUUAGCUUCAGCACGCUGAAGAAGCUGGCGGCCGAGCCGGAACACACGGACGUGAGCCUGGCAGCGGUGGAGCGCGUGCGGGCCCUCAGCAAGAUGGGCUGCAACAUCGAGAUCAACGAGGAGAUCACGCCCCACCGCUACUUCCGCUCCGGCGUGGAGAUGGAGCGCAUGGCCGCUGUCUACCUAGAGGAGGGCAGCCUGGAGAACGCCUUUGUCCUCUACAACAAGUUCAUCACCCUCUUUGUAGAGAAGCUGCCCAGCCAUCGGGAUUACCAGCAGUGCAAUGUGCUGGAGAAGCAGGUGAUCAUGAAGAAAUUGCAAGACGUUGCGUUUCCGCGGAAAGAUCAGUUAAAGAAGCUCCUCCACGAGAAGUACAACAAGGAACACGCCGAGUAUCUCAAGAGUCAGAGCCAAGCGGUUGUGGCGGAUGGCUGCGGUCAGCUGCAGAGGAUGUCUCUGGUAGAGCAGGAGAGGCAGCGGGUGGCCCAGCUGCGCAGGAUGCAGAUCGAGUCGGAGCAGUUUCGCUACUUUGAGGACCAGCUGCGCAGACAGGAGCAGGCCAAUCACAAAGACCAGGCGGCCGCUAAAGUGCAUGAACAAACGGAUGGGUCCUGCCUGUCCCACUCAUCCAAGAACCACGUUCGUCUGGACCCGAACCGUGCGAACAGCCUUUCUGCCGCGGCCAGCAGCAAGCCAGCAGCUACCCUGGCUGGCUUACAUAAUCAACGGGUUGAGGGCCUCAGGCGGGUGGUCGUUCCUCGUGACCUGACAUACAGGUUCCUGCUGCUAGCUGACAGUAACACAGCCAGGGGCAUAGAGACAUGUGGGGUCCUCUGUGGAAAACUGACACACAAUGAGUUCCUGCUGACCCAUGUAGUGGUGCCUAAGCAGUCAGCUGGCCCCGACUACUGUGACAUGGAGAACGUGGAGGAGCUCUUCAGCUUCCAGGAUCAGCAUAACCUCCUGACUUUGGGUUGGAUCCAUACCCACCCCACCCAGACGGCCUUUCUGUCCAGUGUGGAUCUCCAUACUCACUGCUCCUAUCAGCUGAUGCUCCCCGAAGCCAUCGCCAUCGUCUGCUCGCCCAAACACAACGACACGGGGGUGUUCAGACUCACCAGCUGUGGGAUGGGGGAGGUAGCCAGCUGCAGGCUGAAAGGCUUUCAUCCACACUCCAAGGAGCCACCCCUCUUCAGCAUCUGUCGCCAUGUUGUUAUAAAGGAUUUGAAAACAACAGUGCUGGACCUCAGGUGACAGACAGGGAGAGACCAGACAUCCAGGACCGUCUCCAUUCUCCCCAUCACGAACCAGAACUGCUAUUUAUAUCUUUGUUUACAAUGACGGCUUUUGUAUUUAUUUAUUUUUUUGGGAAAUAAGCUACUGUGAAUUGGAAGUUUGAAACACAGUGAUGUGAGCUAUAAACUUGUUCUAAUGGU